Molecule: messenger RNA, 681 nt
Organism: Strongylus vulgaris
Lineage: Eukaryota; Metazoa; Nematoda; Chromadorea; Rhabditida; Strongylidae
Source: the annotation of a GenBank genome assembly
AUGGUUCAAUAUGUGCCGAUAAUGAUGGCUCCGCAAUCUCUUCAGAUGUUCCCAACUCAACUGAAUCAGCCAGUGAUACAGUCCUCUAUCCUAAUGUCUCCUCCUCAACAACCUUCUCCGUCACAAAAUCAGCCAUCACGAGCCUACGAAGAAAUUGCACCACAAGAUCGGCUCGCAUCGCAAUUAUCGCACCAUCGAGAGCUAAGCUCACAGAGUCGUGUCAGAAGUGACGAUGAGGAUCGCCAUCGCGACUACGGUGCUCCUACUAUCCCUAGAGCUGACUUUAAUUCAAUCCGUUCGCUAUCAAGCGUUGUUACUCGAGGCGGCGAAUGUGAUUCGCGUAUGUUGAACAGCCGUUGCGAUCAAGUGCCUAGCGUCUACUCUACGAUAUCGGUAGCAUCACGUAUUCGGAAUAUGCCUGUUCCAAAUAACAAUAGAGAUGUGGAUCGAUUUUUGGAUGAGGUCUUCGACCAGCAAGAUUCUUCUGAUUCAUUUGCUUCCGACGUUUGUACUAUGCGUGAAUACGUGCCAUCAGCACAAGGUACACCAUCUGUACAAAGAUCAUCCAGGCCAUAUGAAGGUGUUGGAAAAGCAAAUAAUGGAAUUUAUGAACCCCAACAAAUGGUAUGUAUUGCAUGCCAUCUCGUCAAGGACUAUCGCCGAGAAGACAACGGUAAGUGA